Paramuricea clavata is the source of this 1203-nucleotide messenger RNA. The record is from the annotation of a GenBank genome assembly. Lineage: Eukaryota; Metazoa; Cnidaria; Anthozoa; Malacalcyonacea; Plexauridae.
AUGUAUGUUAAGAAUUCUAUCCCAGUUAAAAGAUUAUUGGAGUACGAAGCUGUCGACAGGGAGUCGUUGUGGUUGGUGUUAAGACCCCCACGUCUUCCUCGUCAAGCUUCAUUGGUUUUGUAUGCGGUAAUUUACCACACCAUUGCCUCCAAUUCCCAGGAUGACUCUGAUUGUCUAGCCUAUAUUCAAACUAAUUUUGAUUCGUUUGUGAAUGUCCACCCUGGUGCUUUAGUUGUGAUAACGGGCAAUUUCAAUCCUAAUUUCAACAAUGUGAAUGAAAAACUUGUUAAACGUCAAACUGGACUUAAACAAUUAGUCAAAGUUAACACACAGGAUAGUGGUGUGUUAGACUGGUGUUUAGUGAACAAACAGAAUCUUUUCUCUGCGCCUACUCAAUUACCGAAGAUUGCUUCUAGUGACCACCAUACUAUAUCCAUUGUGGCGAAAAAUAACCCGCCCACUGGUACCGCUAACGCAAAACAGAAUGAUCCAGCGUUUAGGCGAGUUUUAACGCAAAGUAAUUUUCAUCGUUUUGUCCAAUGGAUGCGCUGGCGCUGUCCAUGCCUGUUUCCCCUUUAAACGGGUUAAAGCUCUGGUGUGUGACAAACGGUGGCUAACAUGUAAAUUAAAAUUUCUUAUUGGGAACAGGCAAUUCGCAUUGGCAAAAUUUGGUUGUGUGUCUGAAGAAUUUAAGUUUUGGAGAAACAGAGUCAAAAAUGACAUAAAGGUAUCGAAGGCGAAGUAUUACAGUUCGUCUGUGCAACAUCUAAGAGAAUGUAAUAUUUCUCACUGGUGGCGCCAUGUCAAUAAGUUGUCCACCCAAUGCCGGAAAAGUGAUUGGUAUCACCAAUUCAUUAACGAGGAAACCCCAUCAUUGGAUAAUUUGUGUCAAAGAAUUAACAACGCCUUUGUUAAUAUUUCAUACAACUUUUCCCCGCUCGAUCAUUGCCCGAAUAGCCCUUCUAUCCAUGUUCCUGAUGAGCUGUUAGUUCAAGUAACGAGGUCUUUUGUGAUCUAUCAUGCAUCAAAACCCGCUCAGCAAUUGGUCCUGACGAUAUACCCAGCCGUGUCCUAAAAGACUUUGCUUUCGAAUUGGCUCAAGUUUUGGCGGAUAUUUAUAAUUCCAGUAUGAAGCAAGGCGUUUUCCCUGAACAGUCGAAGGCAUCGAUCGCUAUCCAAUUACCUAUGUGUCAUCCCCCAUAA